CAUUUACUUUUUCAGCUAGGGAGGUUAGAUUUUCUUCCUUAUUUUUUUUAUUUUUAUUCCCCUGCUCUUUUUCUCAUCUCGGUCGGAAUCCACCUUUAUUUUUCCCCUGGAAUUGUGGCUUGCAUCAAACUUUUAGACCAAAUAGCAGCAAACAUUCAGUUACUCUGUAAUCCCAACCUGUCACACAAGGCAAUGCAGUCCACAUUCUAAGAGAGAGCGGAAACUUGCAAGACACUUGGCUUUAACUUGGGACCUGACAUCUCUCUUUCUGUGACACAGUGGAGUUUCUCUAUUUUAUAUGAAUGACAAUGUACAGGAAAGCCCUGCUCACCUGGCUGUUGGUGUAUGGAGUAAUGCGCUGCACUGUCCACUCCUCGCCUACUGCGCUCAAGUACCCGGCACUUAGGCUUGAAGAUGAAGUGUAUGAUGAGGAUGGUAACACUCUUCCAGACUUUGCUUUCGAUAAUGAUCCGAUCGGUAUUGGAAAUCCUUCCUCGGUCCUAGACGAUAUGUACUCCUUUUAUUACCCGCCGGAAAAGAGACAUGCUGAUGAUCUAUUAAACAAAGCCUAUAGGAAUUUACUGGGGCAAUUGUCUGCGAGGAAAUACCUGCAUACUCUGAUGGCCAAUCGCUUAGGUGCAUUGAGUAGCAGCCUGGAAGACGACUCGGAGCCACUGUCAAAACGGCACUCAGAUGGCAUCUUCACUGACAGCUACAGCCGAUACAGAAAACAAAUGGCUGUCAAGAAAUACUUGGCAGCAGUCCUGGGGAAAAGGUAUAAACAAAGAAUUAAAAAUAAAGGACGACGAGUAGCAUACUUGUAGCGAUGAGCAACCAGCCAACCUGUGUAUACAGCCCAACAAAACGAAAAAAAAUAAAAAAAAUCAUCACAAACUGACUGAACAAUCAUCGCUCCUGUGUUAUCU
Molecule: messenger RNA, 926 nt
Organism: Bufo gargarizans (Asiatic toad)
Lineage: Eukaryota; Metazoa; Chordata; Amphibia; Anura; Bufonidae
Gene: ADCYAP1
Product: adenylate cyclase activating polypeptide 1
Exons: 5
Coding region: 303-824 (173 amino acids)
Biological process (GO): positive regulation of ERK1 and ERK2 cascade; positive regulation of transcription by RNA polymerase II; neuron projection development
Cellular component (GO): neuron projection; extracellular region; perikaryon
Molecular function (GO): pituitary adenylate cyclase activating polypeptide activity; neuropeptide hormone activity; peptide hormone receptor binding
Source: RefSeq, a predicted model, not a curated record